AGUCCGUCCAAUGGCAAUAACUCUAUGGCCCAUUAACACUAGGCAGCAAAAUAAAUCUCAUUGAAUAAAGGGCGUCUUGGUGCCCCGCUGAUCGAAGCGUCCUCCAGAAGGCCCAAGACAGACUCGUCAUCGGCCUUCCUUCGCCCAGAGAGUGCUGUCAGCCCGAAUCAAUGCGGUGUUUGGCUUCACCGUUGUCUGAAGAAUCAAAAUUCCUGAAUUGCACAGCCUCUCUUGAGUCUGCACCCUUGAUCAAGACUUGUGGGCUUACGAGACUUUUGGAGAACGAUGAUGCCAAGGGAGAGGGCGGACGGACGCACCGUAAUACACAUAUAUAACUACUACUACUACUAGUUAACUAGGUACUGUACCUAAGUGUGGCUGUGUUCUAUCAUUUCAUUUCAUUUCAUUUCUUUUUGGGACCAAGUGUAAUAAUCAACAACAUUGUAAUCA
This is a messenger RNA of Aspergillus ochraceoroseus IBT 24754, 450 nucleotides long. RefSeq lists its product as uncharacterized. NCBI's taxonomy places the organism in Eukaryota, Fungi, Ascomycota, Eurotiomycetes, Eurotiales, Aspergillaceae. Bases 171 to 335 code for a protein of 54 amino acids. The transcript has a single exon. The record is from RefSeq and is a predicted model, not a curated record.